CGAAAAAUGGUGGUAUUUUUUGAAAAUUUUGAAAACGGGUGGUAUUUUUGUUCUUUUUAGUGGUAUUUCUAGAAAAAAAAUUGUCUCAAAUUUAAUUUCUUGAAUAAUGAACUAAUAUUCUAUAUGGGCUGGAGAUCCUGGAGCAAUUUUACCUUCCUGUCGACGUGGGGUUUGAUGAAUUGGGCUUGAGGCCCAAGCAAGAAAGCCCUCUCUAUCGAGCAUGCCCAGUUGAUUCUCUAUCGAACUCCAACUGCCAUCACCUUCCCGAGGGUUUAGGGAAGGAUUCGAAGCCGAAAAAAGCGAAAACCUUCUCCCUCUCCCUCUCUCCACCGACUCCCGCCGCCGGAAAAGCUUCGAUUCCACAGGUAAUCACCAUCUCCUUGUUCGUCGUCUUUUUCGUUGUCUUCAAUUGGGAAGCCAAACAGAACUUGGAUUCUUCGCACCUCGAGAAUUUCUACCGAUUAGUAAUUAGCUUCAGUGAGAUUGAUACAGAGGGAGGAGAACCAGCUAAUGAUUCGAGGGUUUCAUUUCGUUAUUUGUUUGGACUAUAGGUGUAAGGAAGCGAAAGAGUAUUUGCUGCGUGAUGGCAAUGGCGGAAGAGGAGCAGAAGCCACUUGCUUACGUACCAGAGAUUGUUCUGAAGAAGAGGAAGCACAAGGAGGAAUCCAUAGCGCUCACGAGGAAGAAUCAGCUGGAGUUGGGGGCUCGUGCUGAGAAGAAGAGGAGAGUUCACGAUAUCAAGAGGCCGGAGCACUUUGUCAAGGAGUACAGAGACAGGGAAUUGGAUCUCAUACGGAUGAAGCAGAGGACUAAGAGGCCAAAGACAACGAGAUCAGCAGUGCCCAAGUCGAAGCUUUUGUUUGUGGUGCGGAUACAAGGAAAGAACGACAUGCACCCGAAAGUUAGGAAGAUCCUUUACAAGCUAAAGCUGAGCAAAGUCUUUGAUGGUGCGUUCAUGAGGGCGAGUGAAGGAGUGUUAGAGAUGUUAAAAAGGGUGGAGCCGUACAUCACAUAUGGGUAUCCAAGUGUUAAAACUGUCACUGAUCUGAUAUACAAGAAGGGUCAUGGAAAGAAGGACAACCAGAGAGUUGCCUUGAUAGACAACAAUAUCAUUGAACAGGCAUUAGGCGAAUACGGUAUUCUAUGCCUGGAAGAUCUCGUUCACGAGAUCACAACCAUUGGACCACACUUCAAGGAGAUCAAUAGCUUCCUGGGACCAUUUUCUCUCAACAAGCCGAAAGAUGGGCUGCAAGGCAAGAAAGCGCUGUUCAAGGAUGGCGGUGACUCUGGAAAUCGCGAAGAUAAGAUUAACGACUUGAUCAGUAAGAUGAAUUAGUUUCAAGGUGUCCUUUUGUUUUGUUCUUUUGUUUGUUGGUAGAGUUUCAUGGCUUCUUUUGCUUGUAUGUUUUAAGUGCAUUUCACCUAAGGAUUGCAAGACACUGAAAGUAAAUUCUUCAGGCAUGUAUCACAAAAUUUUGUCUACUGCUGCAUUGUCUACUUUUGCUUGGAUGUUCUGUUGCCUUCUAUCUAGAGACUUUGUUAGGAAAGAAUCAGCUUAGAUUGCCAUCUUUGAUUUGAAACUUGAAAGACGCAUAUCUCCCAUUUUCUUUCCUCCCCAAGCCAAUUUGACAGUAGCGUAAUAGGCGGUGUUUGCAAAACCAUAUUGUACCGGUGGUUCAAUCGAAAAACCUUAGUCUAAGUCGAUAGACAAUUUUACUUGUAUGGAACAGAAAUUACGGUUUAAAUACAAAAUAUUUCAUUAC
Molecule: messenger RNA, 1763 nt
Organism: Linum trigynum
Lineage: Eukaryota; Viridiplantae; Streptophyta; Magnoliopsida; Malpighiales; Linaceae
Source: the annotation of a GenBank genome assembly